Messenger RNA from Closterium sp. Yama58-4, 1263 nucleotides. The record is from the annotation of a GenBank genome assembly. NCBI's taxonomy places the organism in Eukaryota, Viridiplantae, Streptophyta, Zygnematophyceae, Desmidiales, Closteriaceae.
AUGCUGACGUGGCAUGCGCAGUGGCAACUGCUACAAAGCUCCUUUAGGCUCGCCUCGCACAAUUUUGAUGCAGCCUUCUUCCCGUCGCUCCUCCUUGUUGCUGCCAUCGCUUCAACUCUCCUCGCUGUGGCCUUUGCAGUAGCACCUCUCUUUGAGUUCACCGAUUUCAGCACACCGGUGGUGCUUGGGGUGGUGACCGCCAUUCACCUCGACUUUGCCCUGCUCCUCCUCACCAUACCCUCGUUUGAAAUAAUGCUCAUGCCUGUCUCGCCAUCCCCCCUCCUUGCCUCUCUGCCUUCCUCACUCUUCUUUCCUUUUCCUCCUUACUUCCAACACCCCCUCCUCAUCCCCUUCUCGCCUACUCUUCCCACAGACAGAGUUCUCCUAUCCGUGUCAGUGCUGCAGACCCCAUCGCCUCUCCUCCCUUCUCUCUCCAUUACCCUCUGUCUGCUGCGCCGCUACUCCCACGCCUAUCUCGCCCUCAUCUUCGGCCUCCUGAGGGUGCUCUCCUCCCUCGCAGCUGCAUGCUCCCUCACACCCUCUCUCACUCAGCUCCAUCUGUUUCGUGUCCCUUCUCUUCCCCAAACCUACCCGCCCUCCCCUCCCAAUUCCCCAUCCCUUCCCACCUACAGAGUACUCCUAUCUGUGUCAGUACAGACCCCAUCGCCUCUCCUCCCUUCUCUCUCCAUGACCCUCCGUCUGCUGCGUCGCUACUCCCACGCCUACCUCGCCCUCAACUUCGGCCUCCUAGGGGUGCUCUCCUCCCUCGCAGCAGCCUGCUUCCUGCUCACUGGAUUCAUUCAAAACGUAAUGCUGCAUAACCUGAUGCGUGUGGCUACACCAUCAUCUACACCAUCUGUACCAGUUACACCUGUGCCGACAGUUUUUGCCGCAUCUACACCCAUUAUCACUGCACCUGCAUCAUCCACACCGCAUACCACCACAUUCCUUGUUCCUCCCUUCCCACCACUGAAUCUUCAAAUACCCAUGCCCUCGAUACCCCUACUCUCAUUCCUCCCACUCACACCCCACCAAUUUCCGUCAUACCUCCUCCCAUCAAUCAACGGCUCACAUUCAACCCAUAGAAAUCUCCUCUCCACAGAUGUUCAGUCAGCCGUGCUGCUUAUCCUAGCCCUGCCCACCUCAGCCCUCAUCCUAGCGUGCCUCUUCUCUGCAGUGGUGCUGCAUGCUGUAGCAUCAACUCUCUUUGUCUCCCUCGCUCUUCACCAAAUGGGCUCCAUUCGUCUCCCGAGAGCCUUCUAA